CUUGAUUAUACCUCAACACACCUUGCUGAUACUUUCAGUACCUCCAACUUUACAAUUUUUUCGUAUUUCUUUCUUUUUGUUGUGACCAACAAUGGAUUCAUACCAGGCAUCCCUCCCGAACUUAACUCAACUGGCCUAUAGUCAAACUGAUUAUGACAACCUCGACUUCACGCAAGGCACGAAUCUUGGCUUCAACAACCAGUCUUUCAUCCAACCACCAACUCCUCCUUUCACUCAGUCGGUUCUGCCAUAUCAAAGCUCCCACUCUCAGUACCAGCAGACUUCACACCAAUCGUAUCAGCAGCCUUCGCACCAAUCUCAGUACCAGCACACUUCCCAAGUGGGUGCAAACUUUGGCCCUGGUAGUCAAACUACAUACUGGAGUCCAGGGCCUCGUCAAGAACCUUUAGGCCAACUGCCACGUCCAACUUCAUUAAAUGCUGGACGUGGUGAACACACAAGCUCCGGACGUGGUGGACACGCGAAUUCUUCUCUUCGGGCAAGAGGUCGCGGCCGUGGGCAAGGCCCAACUCGAACUCAACUAACUCGAAUUCAGCAAACCCCCACUUCUACCGCAACUACUCCAACUGAGCCACCUCUAUCAAUGAAACAAAUCCUCGACCAAUUCCUCCCCAAAUCGAUUGUUACAAUGCUUCCAGACAGCGCCAAGACAUUCACUCCAAUUGUCGCCAAUCAGCUUGAAGAAGUAAUGAAGAAAGUUGUUGCAAAAGAAAUCUUGGCUGCUGAACUGCGUGUUGUGGCGGCAAAGAAUUGUAAAAAGUCAUUCUCGCAAGCCGAUGGUUCUUUUUUUAUGGCUCUUGAAAAUGACCUCGACAUAAUCAGAGUGAUCUAUUGUCUUGUCAGACGUGUUUCGCCAGAAAGGGCUUCAAGGCAUAUUGGCGAAUUCAAGGCCAUGCGAGAUGCGACUCUCUGGAACGGUUUUCAAGCAAGCCCUGAAGGGCAGGAAGUAUAUCGCACUCACCGUGGAAUUAAGGGCAAAGCAAACAGUGUACUCUCCGACUUAUGGAACGAGAAGACUCUCGAUGAAAAGCUGACCUACCAACAAUAUGUUCGCAAAUCCAAAAACCUCACAUCGGUUUUGUUGGGAGCCGAAGGAGACGACUUGAACCAAACCACUGGAGACUCAUCCGACUCUGUCGAACCAAAAUCAACUGGUGAGAAUGGCUGGGUAGGUUCAGGUAGAUCGCUCGCAAGCGCUCAACAGACUGCCGAAUUGUGGCUCGCCGAAACCGAGGUGGAGGCAAAGAGGAUUGCUUCUCUGACCAACAGCAACAUAGUGAUACUUUGUGUAUCAUCACAUCUGGGACCAAAUGCGUUCCAGAUGUUUGCUGGCUCUCCGAGGGGUCGAUCCUGGCUAAAACUGAAUCAGGAAAGGUACGGCUCUGCUUAUUGCAACUGUGAGUUUCAGAGCUUCUGCACCGGGGUUGCAGUUGCCAAGCUCGACACGCCUGGCGUCAAGGCAAAGAAAUCGAUUGCUUACCCCAAACAAGACCAAGCUCGUGCAGCAUUGAAGGGACUUCUUAAAAAAACUUUUCCAACCAAAAACUACGCCUGGCCAUGGAUCAAUUGUGAGGCUCGACUGCUCCACUGGGGUGCUAAAAUUGUGCUACAUCCAGAAGCUCAAACUGAGUUGGGUUUCGUCACUCAAUUGAGCAAGAAUCUCAAUGACGAACAAGGUGACUGUAUCUCUACCGAUAUCACCAAAGGUUUGUUCGAGUUGGCUCAGGUUCCAAAGGAUUCUUCGGGUCUGAAGAAACGGGCCCCAAAACGGAAGCGUGAACAAGAAUCAGCGAGCGAAGAGGGUGAUGAAGAUGAGACCGAUGAAGAGGAAAAUGAAGAUAUCAAUGAAUAGUUUUCAUCAUGACUUUCGCAUAUUUUUCAAUCUCUUUUGUCUUCCUUUUUAACUCUAAUUUCUUCCUUUUUUAUGUUUUCAUCUACUUCAUCUUGUUAUGUCUUCAUUCGUGGUUACUACCACUUCGUUUCUUACUUUCUUUUUUCUUCUUUUUUACGUUAUCAUCUUCUUUACAUUAUCUUUGUUUUGAUGUUUUCAUCGUUCGUUCUUGUUCGUUUUUUAAUGUCUUUUGUCUUCCUUUUUUCAUCUUUACUUUCUUUUUGUUUCUUAAUUUCAUUUUAUUUUUACUAAUCCUUAGUUUCUCCAGAAUGCAGCUGCAUUGUUCAAUUCCAAACUGAUAUUUUGCCAUUGAAUCAUUGAGUUAAGAUACCAAGAUAAAGCCAAAGUGGGACACGAUAAAACCAAAGUGAGAUACAAAAAUAAAGACACUGAAAUAAAAAAUACAAUUCCUUUUAAUUCAAUCACUGCUAACAUAGAUAUUGAGAGGACAAGCAGAGAAAUAAAGUGAAAGGUGUGACUGAAAACUCCUUCAUCAUUCUGAACAACAUAUCGAGAUAUAAAAUAAUCGAUCUACUGCCUCCUUCAUAAAUAACCUAACAAACUACUACAACUACAAACUACAACAGAUAUUCAGGAUGUUGAAGCUAUUCAACAUCAUCAUCAAAUAUGUCACACUCUUGAAGGUCUCUAGUGAGCACUUCAGCUUCGCCAAGAUCCUUUAAUACCUUGAGCAUUGAUUCCUUGCUCCAUUUGAAACCCUCGAGGUCAAGUUUUUCCAAAGUCUUUACAAUUCGAUCGGAAACAGAUGGAGAUUGCUCGUAGGGUUGUGUUUUGACCGUGAUCAAGUUUUGCCACUUUGGAAUGAAGUUUGACAAUCCUGAUGAUUGUGACGAUGUUGAUGGAAGUUGAGAUGGGGUUUGAGGUGGCGGUAUUGAUUGAGAUUGAGAUGGUGGUGGUGAUCGGGGUGGGGAGGCCUCAUCAGGUCCUUCGGUUUGCGAACCUCUUUCGACUCUCUUGACUCGGACCUCAGGCGUGUCAGGGAUGUCACAAUCGUGCUGGUACUCGAGGACAAUCAUCAUGAGGUGAGUGAUUG
Molecule: messenger RNA, 2966 nt
Organism: Melampsora larici-populina 98AG31
Lineage: Eukaryota; Fungi; Basidiomycota; Pucciniomycetes; Pucciniales; Melampsoraceae
Exons: 6
Coding region: 92-1873 (593 amino acids)
Source: RefSeq, a predicted model, not a curated record